AUGACUUCUUACACUGCUGCCAAUCGACUACUCAAAGAACUGAAUGCACAUCAACGCAAGAUUCGACUAGGUUGCAGUCAUGAUUCUCAGUUGGUUAUCCUGCAACCACAAUCUGACCAGGAUUUAUUUCAUUGGAAUGCAACCAUCUAUGGAAGGAGCAAUACUCCUUAUGCUGGUGGUCAGUUUGAAUUGGAAAUAUUAGUUCCUAAAGACUAUCCCACGGACCCUCCAAGAAUUCGGUUUAUCACUACUAUUUGUCAUCCAAAUAUACAUAUCAAGACUGGAGAAAUCUGUCUGGAUUUACUCAACAAGGCGUGGAGCCCCGCCUGGACUCUAGAAUCUACGUGUAUGGCCAUUUUGGAUCUUUUAUCUAACCCCGAGGCAGACAGCCCUCUCAACUGUGAUGCUGCCAAUCUCAUUCGAUCUGGAGACCAUCGUGGGUACAACUCACUUGUUCAAAUGUACACGGCAUUGCAUGCCUGCAUAUCAGAUUCACAGUGCUCCCGUCAGCAAUGA
This is a messenger RNA of Batrachochytrium dendrobatidis JAM81, 516 nucleotides long. RefSeq lists its product as uncharacterized. The record is from RefSeq and is a predicted model, not a curated record. Bases 1 to 516 code for a protein of 171 amino acids. The transcript has 3 exons. Lineage: Eukaryota; Fungi; Chytridiomycota; Chytridiomycetes; Rhizophydiales.